This is a messenger RNA of Symbiodinium necroappetens, 432 nucleotides long. The record is from the annotation of a GenBank genome assembly. Lineage: Eukaryota; Dinophyceae; Suessiales; Symbiodiniaceae.
AUGACGGACAGCCCUAGAAGCCUUAAACUUACAGUUGCCCAAACCCCUUCUGCCAGGGGUUCAGAAGCGGGGGCCCCUACCCAGGUGGUGCAAUCGUUGAGCCUGGAAGACUGUCAAGCUUGGUGCGUGAAGGAGUUCCCUCGUUGUCGAGGUGUUGAAUACAGCCAGGGCCGCUGUGAGCUCUGGACCAGGCCGGAAGGGAUCUUUCUCACCAAGAGCGUCAGUGGCUUUACUUGCAUGCGCUUUGGAUGGGUGGGAAGCUUUCAGCUGAUGGGUGGCGGUGACCGAGCCUGCCGCGGCUAUCAUCCCGGGGACAACAGCGAUAGCAACUAUGUUGUCCACUGGCGAAUCUCCUUCGAGGAAUGUAAAGCAAGGUGCAUAGCGUCUCGUCCUGUUUGCUCCGGCUUCGAGUUCACAACCGGCCGGUGCGAG